AUGACAGACGUCAACGACGAGGGCAAGCAAAAGUCGACGCAUCCAAAGGCCCAAAGCUCAGCUCCAUCAUCAUGGUGGUCGUUGCCUCCCGCAAUUCGACGCGUCUUUGCUCGGUUCCCUCUUGUAACGAUUUCUGCGAAUGCCCUUCCCCAGCGAGCUCCGCGGCAUCGCACUGAGAACGUCCUCUACAUCUUCCAGUCGGACGACCCCAGGCUCCGAGAUGCUCCGUCCUUCAAUCCGUCUUGUCUGAAAUGGCAAGCCUACCUCAAGUUUCACGGCAUUCCGUUUCGUACUCGCCCAUCGAACAACCAUGCCUCCCCUACCGGAGCACUUCCAUUCCUUCUUCCAGCUCCGAAAGAUCUCUCUCGACCGUCAUCUCCAAUUCCUGCAAAUCGAUUAACAAGAUGGGUGGUAUCGCAAGGGGGAAAAGAAGAGACCUUCCAUAUGCGACAAGAAGCAUAUAUUGCCUUGAUAGACCACAACAUCCGCAGUGCCUGGCUGUACUACCUGUACCUCGAGGAAGCCAACUUCAGCGCCGUUGCAUGGCCAUUAUAUGUGGCCUCCGCGUCGUCGUCCUACCCCGUCCGACUCAGUUUAGCCAAGCAACUUCAAUCAGCGGCAAGGGAAGAGCUGCUCAAGACAAAUGCCACCAUUGACCCGCAUGACCUCUAUGCUCAAGCUGAACAAGCCUUUCAAGCUCUAUCCACACUCCUUGCGGACAAUCAAUUCUUCUUUGGCCAGACCACGCCUGGCUUAUUCGAUGCCAGUUUGCUUGCCUACACCCAAAUUAUUCUUGACGAUAGCCUCGAGUUUCGCAAACCAAAGUUGAAGCUGGCUUUGCAACCUUAUGACAACUUAAUACGACACAGAGAUCGACUGAUUCGUGGCUUCUUCAGUGGCUGA
Molecule: messenger RNA, 903 nt
Organism: Cladophialophora carrionii CBS 160.54
Lineage: Eukaryota; Fungi; Ascomycota; Eurotiomycetes; Chaetothyriales; Herpotrichiellaceae
Exons: 1
Coding region: 1-903 (300 amino acids)
Biological process (GO): mitochondrion organization
Cellular component (GO): SAM complex
Source: RefSeq, a predicted model, not a curated record